This is a messenger RNA of Selaginella moellendorffii, 1153 nucleotides long. Its product is annotated as probable pyridoxal 5'-phosphate synthase subunit PDX1. The transcript has 2 exons. Gene Ontology annotation, molecular function: amine-lyase activity. NCBI's taxonomy places the organism in Eukaryota, Viridiplantae, Streptophyta, Lycopodiopsida, Selaginellales, Selaginellaceae. The record is from RefSeq and is a predicted model, not a curated record. Gene Ontology annotation, biological process: pyridoxine biosynthetic process; amino acid metabolic process; pyridoxal 5'-phosphate biosynthetic process. Bases 78 to 1007 code for a protein of 309 amino acids.
CUUCAGGGUUUUUGACUGCCACAGAGAUUAGGGUUCCGAUAGCGCGAGCACUCGAGGAGUAGCGGAAGAGCGCGGCGAUGGAUGCCAACGGCGUUGUGGCCGUCUAUGGCAAUGGCGCCAUCGCGGAGCCCAAGAAGGCGUCCUACGCCGUCAAGGUCGGCCUGGCGCAGAUGCUGCGCGGCGGCGUGAUCAUGGACGUGGUGAACGCCGAGCAGGCCCGGAUCGCGGAGGAGGCCGGCGCCGUGGCGGUGAUGGCGCUGGAGCGCGUCCCGGCGGACAUCCGCGCCGAGGGAGGCGUGGCCCGGAUGAGCGACCCGGGCAUGAUCAAGGAGAUAAAGAAGGCGGUGACGAUCCCGGUGAUGGCCAAGGCGCGCAUCGGCCACUUCGUGGAGGGCCAGGUGCUGGAGUCGAUCGGCGUGGACUUCGUGGACGAGAGCGAGGUCCUCACGCCCGCGGACGACGCCAACCACAUCAACAAGCACAACUUCCACGUCCCCUUCGUGUGUGGCUGCCGCAACCUGGGCGAGGCGCUGCGCCGGAUCACCGAGGGCGCCGCCAUGAUCCGGACCAAGGGCGAGGCGGGCACCGGCAACAUCAUCGAGGCGGUGCGCCACGUCCGAUCGCUCAUGGGCGACAUCCGGCGGCUGCGCAGCCUGGACGAGGACGAGGUCUUCAGCUUCGCCAAGGAGAUUGGCGCUCCUUACGAGCUGGUGAGGCAGACCAAGCAGCUGGGGCGGCUCCCGGUGGUGAACUUCGCGGCGGGCGGGGUGGCGACGCCCGCGGACGCGGCGCUGAUGAUGCAGCUGGGAUGCGAUGGAGUGUUCGUGGGGUCGGGGAUCUUCAAGAGUGGGAACCCGGCGGCGCGAGCUCGAGCGAUUGUCACGGCGGUGACACACUACAAUGAUCCGCACGUAGUGGCGGAGGUGAGCUGCGGGCUCGGCGAGGCCAUGGUGGGGAUCAAUCUCAACGAUGCCAAGGUGGAGCGCUAUGCGGCGAGAUCGGAGUAGAGGCCAAAGAGAGAGAGAGAGAGACGUGUAGUGGCCAAAGAGAGAAUGAAGAAACCAUGUCCAAGUAGCGAUAUAUCGAAAAAGUGUCGACCUAAAAGGGGUGUACCAAGUAAAUAAAAGUAAAAGCGAAUCUAUAAUACGAUUUA